AUGACAGACAGGAGGCUCAUUCUGGUAGCCUACCGUAGUGUGCUGCGCUGGGCCCGGGACAACGCUGCCGUCCCGUUCCAGUUGCGGCGGGGGGAUGUGCUGCUCCUCGCCCCCGGCGUGGUCCCGACCACCCUGCAGGACGCGGCAGCCGUUUCCCAGAUCGCCCGCGCAGCCUUUCACCUGAACAAGGAUCUGAAGCCAGAGGAGGCAGGCGAGGCCGUGGACCGCGCUCUGGACGCGCUGCGCCUCCUGCACGACGACUACGGCGGCGCCAUUGCGCGCAUGCGCGCCCUGCGCGGCGACCGCGCCGACCGCUCCGGCGUGGCCUGGGCGCUGGGCACGGUCUUCGCGCACGCGCAGCACGGCUACCGCGGCGUCGUCUUCGGGUGGGAUCGCGAGUGCGAGCGCGACGCGGAGUGGGCGGCAGCCAUGGGGGUGCGCCCGCGCCAGCCCUUCUACCAUGUGCUGCCCGACGAGGGCGACUGCGUGCGCCUCUUUGGCGGUGUGCGCGUCAGCAAGUACGUGGCGCAGGACAACGUGGUCCCGCUGGCGGGGGCCCGCGUCAUGCACCGAGCCCUGGACAACUACUUUGACGGGCAUGAUGCGGGGACGGGGCGCUACAUCCCCUCCCGCAAGCUCCAGUUCGAGUACCCAGACGACUACCGGGCGCUGACGCCGCAGCCCGUGGGGGCAGACUCCAACCUGCUGGCCCACGAGGAGUGGGAGGCGGGGCCGGCGGGGACACAGCGGACGCCAGGCCCCUGA
Auxenochlorella protothecoides is the source of this 765-nucleotide messenger RNA. RefSeq names its product F-box only protein 21. The transcript is spliced from 2 exons. The coding region runs from base 1 to 765 and encodes 254 amino acids. Lineage: Eukaryota; Viridiplantae; Chlorophyta; Trebouxiophyceae; Chlorellales; Chlorellaceae. The record is from RefSeq and is a predicted model, not a curated record. Gene Ontology annotation, molecular function: DNA binding.